AUGUUUAUUUCAUUAUCCCAGCUUCGUCUAUGGGUACUGACAUGUGAAAAGCGUGCUAUUUCUCUCUUCGAAUCAAUAAACCCGGCAACAAACAGACGCUAUGAAAUUCAGCUCAAGGGAGCGGGUCUAACCCCAUACUCUCGUUUCGCCGACGGCAAGGCAGUCCUCCGCUCCAGUAUUCGGGAGUUUAUUGUCUCCGAAGUCACUCGCUUUGCAGAGUCGUGGAUUAGAAUAGGCACAUUUGACUUGUUACGUGCUAGAAGUGACUUGAAGCUCACCCGCCGGCUUGCCACUUACGUUGCCGAAGAUGUAUUCCCAGGCUGGGAAUCACUCCCGGCUGCCCUGCCCACUACUCAGGAAAAAGACAAACCUGUCGAUGGGAAAUUGAUAGACAACCCUCCUCGGGGAGUGCCCAAGGACGAGAUCCAAGGUGAGAAGGGCGCAGAGGAGAACAGGUUUGCCAGGCUAUAUAGAGAAAUAGUUCGACGCAACGCAAAGACGGUAGCCGCCUGGCAGGCAUAUGGCUUCAUGAACGGCGUGCUCAAUACCGACAACACCUCCAUUUUUGGCCUGUCGCUUGACUUUGGCCCAUUCGCCUUCAUGGACAACUUUGAUCCAAGCUACACACCCAACCAUGAUGACGAUAUGCUGCGGUACUCAUACAAGAAUCAACCAUCAGUGAUCUGGUGGAAUCUGGUGCGUCUAGGAGAAUCAUUCGCCCAGCUAAUAGGCAUUGGCGACAAGAUCGACGACGAAGCCUUCCUAUCCAAUGGACUGAGCGAAGAACAAACGUCCGAUGUCAUUGCUCGAGCUGAGAAACUCAUCGACCAAGCUGGAGAUGAGUUUAAAACGGUUUUCCUAAAUGAAUACAAACGCCUCAUGUCUACACGGUUGGGGCUUAAAACGCAAAAGGAAUCUGAUUUUAAUGAACUGUUUUCGAACCUUCUCGACACUCUCGAGAAACUAGAGUUGGACUUUAAUCACUUCUUUAGAAGGUUAUCAGGACUCACCGUGGCGGAGAUAGAUAGCGACGAAAAGAGGAAAAAGGUGGCCAGUUUGUUCUUCCACGACGAAGGCGUUGGCGGCGCCGGAAAUACCGAGGAGUCUGCUCGGGAGAGCGUUGCUAAGUGGCUUUCAUCAUGGAGAGAGCGAAUAGUAGAGGACUGGGCCGGGUGUGAAGAUGAGGAGCGGAUACGCUCCAUGAAGAGAGUGAAUCCAAAGUUUAUUCCUCGAUCGUGGAUCCUCGAUGAAGUGAUCCAGCGUGUUGAGAAGCAGGGUGACAGGGAGAUUCUAGGUCGAACCAUGAACAUGGCCCUCCACCCAUUCCAAGAAGAAUGGGGCGUCAACAGGGAAGAAGAGGAGAGAUUCUGCGGCGAUGUACCCCGAUUCAAGAGGAUGGCAAUGUGCAGCUGUAGCUCAUGA
Molecule: messenger RNA, 1422 nt
Organism: Trichophyton verrucosum HKI 0517
Lineage: Eukaryota; Fungi; Ascomycota; Eurotiomycetes; Onygenales; Arthrodermataceae
Exons: 3
Coding region: 1-1422 (473 amino acids)
Source: RefSeq, a predicted model, not a curated record